Archocentrus centrarchus (flier cichlid) is the source of this 917-nucleotide messenger RNA. It is a transcript of the gene gtsf1, whose product is annotated as gametocyte specific factor 1. Bases 163 to 693 code for a protein of 176 amino acids. Lineage: Eukaryota; Metazoa; Chordata; Actinopteri; Cichliformes; Cichlidae. The record is from RefSeq and is a predicted model, not a curated record. The transcript is spliced from 7 exons.
GAAAAAUUUAUCCAAUUAGCUGCUUCGUCCAUGAGGGAUCACGUGACUUUAGCGAGGUUUAAAGUAGUCUGUGUGUGCAGUUGAAAUCGUUUGCGGCUCAAGAACAGCGGAAAGGAGCACGUUUUUUUGCGGCUGCCUGCAAGCAGUAAACCUCAACCACAGAUGGCGAGCAACAUGAAGUCUGGCACAACUACUACUCCAUCCAGGACUCCUCAUGCAGAGGGAGCACAAGAAGAAAAUGAUAAAGGAAAUGCUGACCCAGAAAAACUUCUGCAGUGUCCCUUUGACAAAAGCCACCAAAUCCGGACCUGCCGCUUUCCUUACCAUCUCAUAAAGUGUAGGAAGAACCAUCCCAACCUGGCCAGUGAGCUGAAAACUUGCCCUUUUAAUGCUCGCCAUCUGGUCCACAAGCAUGAGCUGGCUCACCACACUGAGACCUGUGAGGACAGAAUAUCUGUGGACACUGAAGAGGCUGGAAGUGCAAAUGGCGCUUUUAACUGGCAUGUCCCAGUUAGUACUUGGAUGAAUCCAAACAUGGCUGAAGACUGGGACGAUGAAGCUGAUGAUGCUGCCAUUCCAUUUGUCUGGGGUGAAGCCAAAAUGCCAGAUCUGAUAGAGACAAGGCCAACCAGCAAUCUUGGUCCAAGUUUUAGAUCACCCAGCACUCUGCCAUGGCCAGGUUUUAAGCAAUAGAGGUUUACUGCAAGUCCAGAUGAUGCACCAUAGGCCUAAUGGAUAUGUGCAUAGGCAUUUCUUUUAAAUUUGUUCUUAAAGAGUCUAAUCACUUAAUGGGUAAAAGUGCCUAAAUAGAUUGGCUCAAAGUUUUGUGGAUCCCUUUUUUUACUGACUCAUGCCUUCUGCAGUCUUUUAUGUUACAUGUCAAUUUUUUUUUUUUUUUAAAUGUCAUGCAUCCUCAC